Messenger RNA from Hypoxylon trugodes, 2070 nucleotides. RefSeq lists its product as uncharacterized. Bases 145 to 1602 code for a protein of 485 amino acids. The record is from RefSeq and is a predicted model, not a curated record. Lineage: Eukaryota; Fungi; Ascomycota; Sordariomycetes; Xylariales; Hypoxylaceae. The transcript has a single exon.
CUCGAAUAAACGUUUACCUACUUUAUCGUCUCGUCUCUCCUACCAUUUUUUUCCUACUUCUAUUCGUUAAUAAAACGAUAAAUCGCCACCAUAUUCUUCUCUUCAUAUCAAUUACGUCUUCAGCACAACACCGAUAUUAUCGACAUGGCUCAUACUAUCGAAGGAGAUGGUUUGUUCCAGCUUAACGAAGCCUUGAAAAUUCUAGUUGAGCAGCCUGAGAAGCUCAAAGAUGAUCGACUACGCUUCUACAACCUCGCAUUGGAAUUUAAUGCACGCGACACGACUAGGUUAGGUACUCCCUAUUCACCCGACAUCGAAGAAGUCGGCCCAGAAGAUCCACAUCUUAUAGCAAAAUUCUACAUAAUUUCCGAGGAGCGCGCGGCAUCUUACCCUUCGCAGCAAUUCAAAGCCCAGACUAGCUAUAUGGCGUCGAAGAUUCGCGAUGCAAUAAAGGACGGGAAACUUGUCCUGCCAGCUGGCAUAUCAUCGAGGGAGUAUACCAAGGAAUGUAUGAGAAAGGAAUGGAUCAAACAGGGAAUUUGGAACGAGAAUUGGGGCUCGAAGCCCGGUGACCGAUGGAAACAUGAAGAACCGGCGGAAAUCGAAAUGAAAGUAGAGAAUAAAGCCGACUUCGAUAACAAGCCAAACACAAGCCGGACAGAAAUCCCGGAGCGGUCCAUCGUGGAGUCAAUGGAGCGAAAGUUUGAGCGUGAUGCCUCGCGCCCGUUUCAUCAAUUCAUCUAUCACCUAGGGAAAGCGAGAGAGGAAAUCGAAAGCGAAAUCAAGGCUGGGGACGACGAUGUCAAUGUCCCUAACGAUAUCGGCACGAUGGCUUAUGAGAGAGUAAAGAACCAGUGGGCUGAGAAUUCUAUCUGGGACACCAACUGGGGCAUGUUCCCCGGAAUGUCUUGGAAGCAUGAAAGACCUAUAGAAGAAUUCCUUGACGACGAUGUAAUCGCUGCUGCAAAAGCAAGCAUUCUAUUACAAGAUGUCAAGUGGCAAUCCGCGCCAAAAUCACCCGCUAAGAUAGACUGCCAAGUUUCGAACAGUGAUACAGAUCAGAAAGAAACAGACCUGAAUGUUGGGGUACCCGAACAAGAACAUGGUACGAGUAAAUGUGAAUCUUCACCACCUCGUUUAAUCAGCCAUGAGAAGAAGCGAACCUCUACACACCAUGCAACGCCUCUGCAAUCGAACGAGGAAAUCCAGAUAUGGUGUUCUCAAGGAGCAAACACACCAGCUCCCGAGGGCUUUUCUACCCAAUCUCUCCCAAAUCCCCUCAACGACCAAACACAACGCUUAGGGUCGGCCAACGGAAUCAAAUCAGGGCAUCCAAUGUUCAGAACCAAAUUAAAUGUGCUUGGAGAAUCACUCCGCGCCAAUUCAUUGCCGCGACAGCAAGAGAUACGAUGUGCAAUAAGCAAGGACACCGAUAUAGAAUCGAAGGAGAAUGAGCUGCCUAGAAUCUUUAAUAAGGUAUUCCUUGGCGGUGGAGGUUUUUCCAAGUACUCCUUUCUAUCCCGAUCUCCGGUUUUAGGCCCCCAAGAAUUUCUUUAUGGAGUCACAAGCAGCGCAGACCUACAAUACUCCAAUGUGGUGUAAAAACCUUUCGUACGAGAGGCCUUGGGGAUGGAAGGGCAGGUUCCUCUCAUCAUAAUCGCGGAACCCCGUCAUAUCGGACGUCCGAGGUACUCGUAAUGCCAAAAAGGGACGACUAUUUCAUAUUACCGACCGACCGGCUUUUACGAGAUUAUACAAGGAACUCGAUCGUGGAACACUUUGAGUAAGAGGCCCCGAGGUCGGAAGACUAAGGAGUAUGCAACAGCUGGCUACCCUUGUUACCUAUGUGGCCUAGAAACUUGCUUUUCGAGCGUUAGGAUGAAGAUUCUGCUGGCAGAAUGGGCGUUGAUUUUAGAUAUCAGUAAAUGCUUACUUGCGUCUGCGACGGGAAUGGCGAAGCAAAUACUACGUAUGUGUUAUUAUUAGUGCUACAGCAUGCGAUGCGUUAAAGGUCGAGAAAUUCUAAAAUUCUUAGUUGUAAGACAUGUUUAAGUCAGUGAAAUAAAUCGU